Messenger RNA from Hemiscyllium ocellatum (epaulette shark), 4277 nucleotides. It is a transcript of the gene rad50, whose product is annotated as RAD50 homolog, double strand break repair protein. NCBI's taxonomy places the organism in Eukaryota, Metazoa, Chordata, Chondrichthyes, Orectolobiformes, Hemiscylliidae. Gene Ontology annotation, biological process: chromosome organization involved in meiotic cell cycle; telomere maintenance via recombination; telomere maintenance via telomerase. The coding region runs from base 137 to 4207 and encodes 1356 amino acids. The transcript has 26 exons. Gene Ontology annotation, molecular function: single-stranded telomeric DNA binding; double-stranded telomeric DNA binding; ATP hydrolysis activity. Gene Ontology annotation, cellular component: condensed nuclear chromosome; Mre11 complex; nucleus. The record is from RefSeq and is a predicted model, not a curated record.
GAGUUUGAGGGCAGAUUUACAGCAUCGCAGUUUGGUUUUUUUUAAAAGAAGGCCUCCCGAUGUGUAUGCCGGGUUUGUUUUGAACGGGAAGGAAAACAUGAACUGCAUGUUUUGGAAAGAGAAUUUAUGAAAAUGAAUGGAUUUGACACGAUGCAUCGAUUUUAACGUCCUUAAAAAUGCCAAAGUACAUCAUGACCAAUUCAUCACUUGUGGUGCUGCAUCAUUUAUUUACGAGAUCAGAAGUGAUAGAAAAUUGAAGACCGCCAGGAUGUCUAAAAUUGAGAAGAUGAGUAUUCAAGGUGUGAGGAGCUUUGGGAUAGAUGACAAGAGCAAGCAGGUUAUCGCUUUCUACACUCCAUUAACUGUUCUGGUGGGACCAAAUGGCGCUGGCAAAACGACAAUAAUCGAGUGCCUGAAGUAUAUUUGUACAGGUGACUUCCCUCCUGGAACUAAAGGACAAACGUUUGUGCAUGACCCAAAGGUUGCCCAUGAGACUGAUGUGCGAGCACAAAUCCGCCUACAAUUUCGAGAUGUGAAUGGAGGAGUUGUGGCUGUGCAGAGGUCAAUGCUUUGCACGCAAAAAGGAAAAAAGACUGAGUUUAAAACCCUGGAGGGAGUGAUCACACGAAUGAAGCAUGGGGAGAAGGUCAGCUUGAGCUCAAAAUGUGCAGAGAUGGACCGUGAGAUGAUCAGUGCAUUGGGUGUCUCGAAAGCUGUGUUAAACAAUGUCAUUUUCUGUCAUCAAGAAGAGUCAAACUGGCCUUUGAGUGAAGGAAAAGCUCUGAAACAGAAAUUUGAUGAAAUUUUCUCAGCCACCAGAUACAUUAAAGCCCUGGAAACAUUACGGCAAGUCCGUCUGAAACAGACACAGUCAAUCCGGGAGUACCAAGCAGAGCUCAAGUACCUGAAACAGAACAAAGAGAAAGCCCACACGAUUCGGGGUCAACUGGAAGACAAAGAAACCCAGCUGGCUGCUUCGAAGGAGAAUGUCCGCGCGAUUGAAAAUCAGAUUGCCCCUUUGGAGGAACACUUGUCUCAAAUUGACCAGAACCUGGGUAAAGUGAUGAAGCUUGACAAUGACAUCAAAGCCCUUGAAAGCAGGAGAAAACAAAUGGAGGAGGACAACCAUGAACUGGAGGAGAAAAUGGAGCAGCUUUUCCAGGGAACUGAUGAGCAGCUUCGGGACAAGUACCUCAAUCACCAGAGGACUGUGAUUGAAAAAGAGAGACUACUGACUGAUCGUCAGCGUGAACUUGAUCGGGUAAACCUGAGAUGCCAGAAACUCAACCGCCAGAAGUCAGAGAUGCUGGUUGAACAGGGACGACUUCAGCUCCAGGCAGAUCGGCAGCAGGAGAACAUCAAAAAACGCGAUUCUUUAGUCCACUCUCUAGCAAGGCAUCUUGAACUGGAUGGUUAUGAAAGGGCACCAUUCAGCGAUCGCCAGUAUAAUAGUUUCUGUCGUCAAAUCGCAGCUAGAUUAGACAGUGAGGAAGAAUCAGCCAGACAACUGAUGGGAGAAUAUGCAGCAAAAGAAGCAACCAAGCAGCGGCAGAUUGAUGAGCUUAGAGAUACAAAGACAGGACUGGAACGAACAAUUGAACUUAAGUCGGGCAUUCAGCGAAAGAGACAGGAUGAGCUGAAGAAUGUUAAGUUGGAACUCCAGCAACUGGAAGGGUCUUCCACUAGAUUGCAAGAAUUGGACCAGGAACUCAACAAAGCGGAGCAUGAUCUCGACCGUGCAGAAAGAGGCAGCAAAGUGGAGAGCCUGAAGGCUGAACUGGUGAAUCUGCUAAAUGAAAAGGGAGCACUGGACAAGUCCUUAAGGAAACUCGAUCAGGAAAUGGAGAUGUUAAACUUGCACACUACGGCCAGAACUCAGAUGGAAAUGCUGAAAAAAGACAAGGCUGACAAAGAAGAACAGAUCAGGAAGAUUAAGUCAAGGCGCAAUGAGGAAUUGGUCUUGCUGUUGGGGCAUUUCCCAAACAAGAGACAACUGGAAGAUUGGCUUCAUACAAAAGCCACAGAGAUCAAUCAGACCAGAGAUAAACUGUUUAAGAUGAAUAAGGAUUUGGCAUCAGCAGACCAGAACAAAAAUCACACAAGUACCGCACUGAAAACAAAAGAACAGCAACUCUCUACCUACGAGGAAAAACUUUUCGACUUGUGCGGAGGCCAGGAUUUUGAGAGUGAUCUGUAUAAACUUCAGGAUGACAUCGAAAAGGCAUCAAAGCAAAGAGCUAUGCUUUCGGGAGCAACCGCUGUCUACAGUCAAUUUAUUAGCCAGUUAACAGAGGAAACUGAACCUUGCUGUCCUGUCUGUCAGCGUGUUUUCCCCUCCGAGGCUGAGUUACAGGACAUCAUCAAUGAUCUCCAGUCAAAACUGCGGCUUGUCCCGGAUAAACUUAAAUCAGCUGAGUCUGAGCUGAAGAAGAAAGAGAAACGUCGUGAUGAGAUGAUGGGACUGAAACCAAUCAGGGAAACUGUUAUUGAACUUAAGGAAAAGGAUUUGCCAGAACUACGCAAUAAGCUCCAAAUCAUCAAUCGAGAUAUUCAGCACCUGAAGAAGGAUGUGGAGGAACAGGAGACUCUUCUUGCUGCCUUCCUGUCUGAGGAAGGCACUGCAAAAGCAUGUCUGCAAGAUAUAUCGCUCAUGGAGAGAUACCAGAUGGAAUUGAAAGACGUUGAGCGAAAGAUUGCCCAGCAGGCUGCCAAGCUUCAGGGAAUAGAUGUGAACCGAACCAUGCAGCAGGUCAACCAGGAGAAGCAAGAGAUGCAACUUCAAGUGGAGACAGUGUGUAAUAAAAUAGAACUGAAGCGGAAAAUGAUUCAAGAUCACCAAGAGCAGAUCCAGCUUCUGAAGAGUAUUGUCAAUGAGGUCCGGGCAGAAAAACUCCAAAUCGCCAGCAACAUGCAGCGACGUCAGCAGCUGGAAGAGCAGAGUGCUGAAUUUUCCACAGAGGUUCAGUCCCUACACCGAGAAAUAAAAGAAUCUAAGGAACAGCUACCUCCACUAGCUGCAGCUCUGGAUAAACUACAGCAAGAAAAGCAAGAUCUGAUAGAGAGGAAAAAUAUGAGCUACAAGGAGAUACAAGAUAAGAUAAAUGAAAUAAAAGAAAAAAUCAAAAAUAUUGAUGUGUAUGCAAGAGAAAUUGAGAAGUACAUCAAGGACAGAAGAGAUGAACACAAAGAGCAAAAAGAGUCCGAGCUUCAAGAUACUAUUACUCAGCUCAGUGAAGCUGAAAAGCAACGAGACAAGAUCCAUAAAGAUAUGGAGGCUACGCGGAAGGACAUUGAUACACAGAAACUUGAGGAGCGCUGGUUGCAGGAUAACUUGACGUUACGGAAGAGAAUGGAAGAACUGAAUGUCGUGGAGAGCAAGAGGAAGGAGCUUUUAAAAGAGAUGGGAGAGAUGAAAGUAAUGCAUCUCAGAAAUGAGCGGAAACAGCUGGAAGAACGACUGGACGACUUCAAGAAAAAUCGCAACCUGGCUCAAGGGCGGCAGAAAGGUUUUGAGGAGGAAAUACUUCACUUCAGAAAGGAGCUGAGAGAACCUCAGUAUAGAGAUGCUGAGGAAAAGUUCCGAGAAAUGAUGAUCGUAAUGAGAACGACGGAACUGGCUAACAAGGACCUGGAUAUUUAUUACAAGGCACUAGACCAAGCCAUAAUGCGAUUCCACAGCAUGAAGAUGGAAGAAAUCAACAAAAUUAUCCGUGACCUGUGGCGAAGCACUUACAGAGGUCAAGAUAUUGAAUAUAUUGAAAUCCGUUCUGAUGCUGAUGAAAAUGUGUCAGCCAGUGACAAAAGGAGGAAUUAUAAUUACCGUGUAGUAAUGGUGAAGGGAGACACAGCACUGGACAUGAGAGGAAGGUACAGCGCUGGACAAAAGGUCCUUGCUUCACUCAUUAUCCGUCUGGCUCUGGCUGAGACCUUCUGCCUGAAUUGUGGAAUCCUUGCACUGGAUGAACCAACCACAAACUUAGACCGAGAGAACAUUGAAUCCUUGGCUCACGCCCUGGUCGAAAUAAUAAAGUGUCGCUCAAAUCAACGAAACUUCCAGCUCCUGGUGAUCACUCAUGACGAGGACUUUGUGGAGCUACUCAGUCGUUCUCAAUAUAUUGAAAGCUUCUACAGAGUCAAAAAGAACAUCGACCAGUGUUCAGAAAUCGUGAAGUGCAGUGUCAGCUCCCUGAACACUCAUGGUCCAUGAAUGUGUGCAUGAAUUUUACUGUUCAUGUAAAAAUAUUUUUGUCUCGAUAACAUUUUGCGGUGACCUAUAA